Molecule: messenger RNA, 1750 nt
Organism: Contarinia nasturtii (swede midge)
Lineage: Eukaryota; Metazoa; Arthropoda; Insecta; Diptera; Cecidomyiidae
Exons: 5
Coding region: 143-1684 (513 amino acids)
Biological process (GO): maturation of SSU-rRNA from tricistronic rRNA transcript (SSU-rRNA, 5.8S rRNA, LSU-rRNA)
Cellular component (GO): small-subunit processome; Pwp2p-containing subcomplex of 90S preribosome
Molecular function (GO): protein binding; snoRNA binding
Source: RefSeq, a predicted model, not a curated record
AUUGCAUAUUGUUUAUAUAGCGGCGACAACUAUUUAUGAAAUAUUUUUUUUAUUGUGUUUCUUAAUUUUGUUGGUGUAUAAAGAACUUAUUAAUCUAUUUAAAACGCAAAAAAAAAUUAUAAAUAAUAAAAAAUACAGAAAAAUGGGUGAUGGAUUGGAUCGUACUCUGCGUACAGAAUACGACCAAAUGCGUAUUCUGGACAUCUAUUCCGAUGCAGAAAUUUUAGAAAUAAAAGAAAAACGAGAAAAUUUUGAAAAUAAGAUCUCACAACCAUCCCGUGUAAUAAAAGACUAUGUCGAAUAUAUAAAAUAUGAACGAAGUUUGAUAGCAACGACCAAAGAGCGAAUCAAACAACAAAAAAUCACUAUGACUCAUUCGAUUUUAUUACAAAUUGCCGACCGCAUGAAGAAAUUGUAUGCAGAAGCUCUGUCCAAAUUCCCAAACAAUAUCCGCUUUUGGAAUGAAUAUAUCAAAUUCUUGCAGACAUUCAAAUACACCAAGGAUAUAUCUUCAACAUUUGAACGAAUGUUACAGUUCCAUUCGGAUAAAGUGGAUGCUUGGAAUCGUGCAAUUUUGUGGGAGUAUAAUGAGAAUUUCAAUGAUGAACACAUUAAAACGUUACAAUCACGUGCCCAGCAACUCCAUCCAGACUCUGAACAACUCUAUCUUACAUUCUUUCAAAUUGAAUUGGAGAAUAAGCGUCAAUCCGAUGAGCUGGAAGCAUUACAAAAUGCUGCUAUUAUUUACAGUAACAUCAAAAACAAAGUUACCAACAUUGAUUUUUACUUUGAGAUGCUGAACAUUGUCGAUAAAUUCAAGUAUGCCAACUCAAUUCAACAGACAAUAUUGAAUGAUAUGCGAGUGUUGUUUCCGAGUGAAGCACUUAUAAGGCAUAAAUUAGCACAGCGUGAAUUGAAUGGCCUGUCAACCGUUGAUUGUAAAAUGGACUUUACUGGUUUGAUAAAAAAGGAAGGCGGUGAAUGCAAUGGAGAAGACAGUAAAUCGAUGUUGUUGAGUUUGAAAAAGUUAAAAAUAGAAGAUCUAUCGGCUCCACCACAGCAUACGCUAAAAAAACGCAUUGAAUUAUCGAUUCAAACUUAUGAGGAAGCUAUCAAAGUGAUUAACACGGACACAAUGUGGAGCUAUUACAUUGAGACCAUGAUAGAAAUAAAUAAAGAUUUAUCCACACAUGCGCUAUUGAAGCGACAAGCCCUGCGAAAGGCGCUCGAUGGAGCCUAUGCAUCAAAUCAUAUGUCCGAAAAUCAUUAUUUACUGUACAUUCAACAAUUGUAUACAAACAAUCCACAAGACCAGAACAUUGAAAAUGUCUUAAAAAAGGCGACGCAAAUGUACGAAGGUUCAUUAAGCAUUUGGCUUCUAUGUUUGCGUUAUUACAUACAGGAUGAGAAUGGUUUUGCGAAGGUUCGAGAGAAUUUCAAAAAAGCCAAAAUUGCGCUCGGCCCAAGAGGUGCAGACAUAUGGGAAUUAUAUUUUUUAUAUUUGAAAACAUGGUAUACGCCUGAAGGAUUGAAGGGAAGAGCUCGCACAGAAGCUCGACGUCAAGCACAACAUGAAUUGGAUCGAUUCAUUUCUGAUUUGAAACAACAAACACAUGCUGCGUUCAAUCAACUGAAAGAUCAAGUCUUGGAUACUGUAGCAAAUACACCAAAUAUCCCCGAAUAAGAAUAAUUUAUCUUAUUUUUGAAAUAAUUAUUAAUUCACUAUAAUCAAUUUGAUGUACUGUCGACA